Molecule: messenger RNA, 2175 nt
Organism: Verruconis gallopava
Lineage: Eukaryota; Fungi; Ascomycota; Dothideomycetes; Venturiales; Sympoventuriaceae
Product: transketolase
Exons: 3
Coding region: 1-2175 (724 amino acids)
Biological process (GO): pentose-phosphate shunt
Cellular component (GO): cytosol
Molecular function (GO): transketolase activity
Source: RefSeq, a predicted model, not a curated record
AUGACAGUCUCGUUGUCCACGCAGAUCGGCGCCGAAUCACAGGUCAAUGGGCAGCUUGCUCCGAUUAGGAGCUUGCUAAAUGGCUUCAGCAGUCAUGCGCUGAAGAGCGGCACCCUGAGUAGCCCGGAACAUACCGCUUCAGAUGAAAUUGCCGUUUUGACGCUUCGCAAUCUCAUCUUCGAUAUUUGCAACCAGAAUGGCGGUGGUCACGGUGGCUCGGCCAUUGGUAUGGCGGCGAUAGGUGUGGCGCUCUACAAGUACGCAAUGCGAUACAACCCGAAUGACCCAAAUUGGUUCGACCGCGAUCGAUUCGUUCUAUCGAAUGGCCACUGUGCCAUGUUUUUGUAUGCACUAAACCACCUGGUUGGGUAUGAUGCCUGGACCAUGGACGAGAUCAAGGGCUAUGGCAGCGCAAAGGCAAACGGCUUUAAGACGAUGUGCCAUGCUCAUCCCGAGAUAGAGGACCCUGGAGUAGAAGUUACCACAGGGCCUCUCGGUCAAGGUAUAGCGAAUGCCGUUGGUCUUGCAAUAGCCUCUAAAAAUCUCGCUGCACGGUUCAACAAACCGGGCUAUGAAGUAUCGAAUUCGCGUGUCUAUUGCAUGACAGGUGAUGGUUGCUUGAUGGAGGGCGUGGCGCUUGAAGCGAUUUCCCUGGCAGGCAACCUGGGCUUGAACAACCUCACCCUCAUCUACGACAACAACCAAGUGACGUGUGAUGGACCGUUGGACUGGAUCAACACCGAGGACGUAAACGCCAAGAUGCGUGCGUGUGGAUGGCAUGUCCUUGAAAUUGAGGAUGGCUCAUACGAUGUACAGACCAUUGUUCGUGCUCUCCAGCUUUCAAAGGCAUCAACCAAGCCCACCUUCAUCAACAUAAGAACUGUAAUUGGCCUUGGGACCAAAGUAGCGGGAACAUUCAAGGCACACCAUGGCACAUUUGAUGAAGAAAGUGUUGCAUUGUCGAAAAAAUUGGCCGGUCAAGAUCCGGAGCGAACACAUGAAAUCCCCGAGCAUGCAUUGUCGUAUUUCCGCGAGAGGAAAGAACACGGUCGGCGCUUGCAACUGGACUGGCAAGCCAGGCUGGACGCCUACGCGACUGAGUAUCCAGAAUUGUACGCCGAGCUGAAGACCAUUCGAAGCGGUAACUAUGGCCAAGGAUGGCUUGAUAUUCUCAGAGAGCUGGGCACGCAACAAUUUUGCGGCAAAGCAACCCGCGAAGUCAAUGGCGCCAUCGUCGAGAAGAUGUGGAAAGCAUAUCCUGGGCUUUUUGGCGGAGGCGCCGACCUCGUCAACUCAAAUAAGAUCUGGUACAGCGAGGACGACGUUUUUCAUCCUUCAAUCAGCUUCAAGGGUCGUUACCUUCGGUACGGAAUACGUGAGCACGCCAUGGCAUCCAUCUCAAAUGGCAUUGCUGCGUACAAUCCUGGCUCGUUCCUGCCAAUCACCGCCACUUUCUUCAUGUUUUACUUAUACGCAGCUCCAGGUGUGAGAAUGGGUGCUCUAAGUAACCUACCUGUCAUUCAUUUCGCAACGCACGACUCCUUCGCCGAAGGUCAGAACGGGCCGACUCACCAGCCUGUGGAGUUAGACUCGCUUUACAGAGCGAUGCCGAAUCUGACUUACAUUCGACCAUGUGAUGCCGAAGAGACAAUUGGGGCGUGGAUGCUCGCAGUCUCAAAGCGAGACGGGCCGACCAUGCUGUCGUUGGCUAGAGAUGCCGUUCCGCAAGUGCGAGGUACAGAUCGGGCAGCAGUCGCCAAGGGAGCUUAUAUUAUCCGUGACGAGCCAAACGCCAAACUGGUGCUAACAAGCUGUGGCACCGCCCUUCAUUACACUGCAGCCGCUGCUCAAGCAUUAACGGACUCAGGCAUUCCAACCCGGGUCGUGAGUUUCCCAAGCUUCGAGCACUUCGAUAAGCAAAGCGAUGAGUACAAGGAAAGCGUCUUCCCGAAUGACGAUACUCCCAUUGUUAGCGUGGAGGAAUACGUUGCCACCACAUGGGGGCGCUACGUUACAGCUAGUGUGGGUAUGAAUGGCUAUGGAUACUCAGCAUCCAAUGAGAGCAAUUACGAACGGUUUGGGCUGAAUGCCAGGGGUAUUGAGAGACGCGUUCGGGCAUACCUGGCUCAGCUCGGCGGAAAAAAUGCACGAACGGCAGGAUGGAAGAACAUUUGA